CAAACUCCACACUCACCACAUAUCACCAAACAAAGAAAAACCCUAGAGAUUCCGAUAAAAAAAAAAAAAGAAAAACCCUAGAGAUUCUCCAAACUAAACCCUAAAAAAAUGAUGAACACCAAGAAAGCAUGGCUGGCAAUGUGUGCAAUUGCUCUAAUAAUAAUUAGCGGCGAAGUGGCGAGCAGCGACGCAGCGACUUGCAGCAUUCUGCAGCUGCUGCCGUGCAAGGCGGCGCUCUUCUCAACAGCCAAGCCCACCACUAAGUGCUGCACGACGAUAAAGCAGCAGGUGGCUAAUAAGUGCGUUUGCAAGUACCUCAAGAACCCAAGCUUCAAAAAAUACGCCGCCAAAGCCAAGACGAUCUUCAGCGCGUGCAAAAUCAAAAUCCCGAAGUGCUGAUUUACGAUCGUUUGAUUUAGUAUUAUCACGAAUGCUUCAUCCUUUGUUACUCCUUCUUCUAAUUUAAGGAUGAUGAAUAAAUAACCUUCAAUCCCUUGGGGGUUUUAGAUUUGAUUUGAA
This is a messenger RNA of Andrographis paniculata, 519 nucleotides long. RefSeq names its product non-specific lipid-transfer protein 2-like. Lineage: Eukaryota; Viridiplantae; Streptophyta; Magnoliopsida; Lamiales; Acanthaceae. Bases 109 to 399 code for a protein of 96 amino acids. The record is from RefSeq and is a predicted model, not a curated record. The transcript has a single exon. Gene Ontology annotation, biological process: lipid transport.